UCCAGCUGUAUGCAGGCGUGUUUCAGAUUUUAAAUAAUUCAGGUAAUACUAUUAUCAAAUGUUUUUCUAUUUAGCCCCAUUACUAUCAGGGGAGAUUUUGACAUUGCAAAACAUUCAUGGAAAAUAAUACUUCUGCAUCACUUGGUGAUCAUGAUCCAUUUAAGGUGUUUGGAUCUUGUCAGUCAUGUUCAAGAGAAUUAGAUAACAAAGAAUUGUUAUCACUAAUAAUAAAGUGUGUCAAUUUUGCAGCAAUAAAACACAAAUAUGAAAAAAGAAAAGAUGCAGAAGGAACACCAUAUAUAAAUCACCCUAUAGGUGUUGCAAAUAUUUUGAUUCAGGAAGGCCAAAUUUAUGAUCCUGUUGUAAUUGUAUCAGCUCUACUACAUGAUACAGUAGAAGAUACAGAUACUACACUUGCAGAAAUAGAAGGACAGUUUGGUACAGAGGUUUGUAAUAUAGUUAAAGAAGUAACUGAUGACAAAAGUUUGCCUAAACAAGAACGUAAAAGAUUGCAAAUAGAAAAUAGUCCUAAAUUAAGUUAUAAAGCUAAAUUAGUUAAAUUAGCAGAUAAGUUAUAUAAUCUUAGAGACCUUGAACAAAAUACUCCUGUUGGUUGGACACCGGAAAGAGUAAAAGAAUAUUUUAAGUGGUCCAAAGCUGUAAUAGAUGGAUGUCGUAGAACUAAUCUUAAUCUAGAAACAGAACUAGACAAAAUAUUUGCAAACCGCAUAGCUCAUGAUAGAGAAAGCUGUGAAUGUAAAAAACCAUCAUCAUGGGAGAAUUUAUUAAACUUAAACUAAAAUUGAAUGAUUUAAGAAAUGAAAAUAUAUUUUGAAUGCUAAUAACAAUAUACAAUAGUUUAAAAAAAAUGAA
Megachile rotundata (alfalfa leafcutting bee) is the source of this 873-nucleotide messenger RNA. RefSeq names its product Metazoan SpoT homolog-1 (gene Mesh1). Gene Ontology annotation, molecular function: guanosine-3',5'-bis(diphosphate) 3'-diphosphatase activity. Lineage: Eukaryota; Metazoa; Arthropoda; Insecta; Hymenoptera; Megachilidae. The record is from RefSeq and is a predicted model, not a curated record.